GCCCCGGCCUCCCAACACCCUCCGCUGCCGACCCUCCCUCCGCCACCACGUGUCCCCGCCGCUCCCGGGGGGCAGCGCGCCGCUGACAGCGGGGUCCGGGCCUGGGCGCGCCCCGCGCCCCCCGGGUGAGAUGGAGCCGGCAGCCCACCCCUUCCAGCUGGCGCUGAAGGAAGAGGAAGAAUCCACAGUUGAGAAUCUGGAACUGCAGGACGCCCCCGCAGACACGCAGAAAGUCCGCAUCUGCUCCCAGGGCGGCUGGGUGCCCGCCCUGUUCGAUGAGGUGGCCAUCUACUUCUCCGACGAGGAGUGGGCAGUUCUGACGGAGCCGCAGAGGGCCCUUUACCGAGAAGUCAUGAGGAUGAAUUACGAGACCGUCCUGUCUCUGGAGUUUCCGUUCCCUAAGCCUGACAUCAUCACCCAGCUGGAGGAGAAGACGUGCCAGAGCUCGGACGAGUGGUACCCCCAGAGAGAAGCCUUGGCAGAAAACGAAGAACCCGCCGUGAAGCCCCCGGACUGGGCAGCCUCCCCGCACCUGCCCCUGCCACCGCCCUUGGACGGGUUCGGCCUCCGCCUGCCCCAGGACCUCCCGGAGCUGCGCGAGUGGGGCGCCGGCUACCCCUUCUACAUGGCCAUGGGCUUCCCGGGCUACGAGCUGGCGGCGGAGGAGCUGGCGGGCAAGUUCCGCAGCAUCCGGCGCAGCUACGACGCGGGCUUCAAGCUGAUGGUGGUGGAGUACGCCGAGGGCGCCAACAACUGCCAGGCGGCCAAGCAGUUCGGCGUCCUGGAGAAGAACGUGCGGGACUGGCGCAAGGUCAAGCCUCAGCUGCAGAAGGCCCACGCCAUGCGGCGCGCCUUCCGGGGCCCCAAGAACGGCCGCUUCGCCCUGGUGGACCAGCGCGUGGCCGAGUACGUGCGCGCCAUGCAGGCCAAGGGCGACCCCAUCACGCGCGAGGCCAUGCAGCUGAAGGCGCUGGAGAUCGCGCAGGAGAUGAACAUCCCCGAGAAGGGGUUCAAGGCCAGCCUGGGCUGGUGCCGCCGCAUGAUGCGCCGCUACGACCUGUCGCUGCGGCACAAGGUGCCCGCACCGCAGCAGCUGCCCGAGGACCUCACGGAGAAGCUGGCCGCCUACCAGCGCAGCGUCCUGGGCCUGCGCCGGCGGCACGACUACGCCGUGGCGCAGAUGGGCAACGCCGACGAGACGCCCAUCUGCCUGGAGGUGCCGUCGCGCGUGGCUGUGGACAACCGGGGCGAGAAGCCGGUGCUGGUGAAGACGCCGGGGAGGGAGAAGCUGAAGGUCACAGCCAUGCUCGGGGUGCUGGCGGACGGCAGGAAGCUGCCCCCCUAUGUCAUCCUGCGCGGCACCUACAUCCCACCCGGGAAGUUCCCCAGCGGCAUGGAGAUCCGGUGUCACCGCUACGGCUGGAUGACGGAGGAGCUGAUGCGGGACUGGCUGGAUGUGGUGUGGCGGCGUCGCGGGGGCGGCGGGGGGGGGAAGCUGCCCCAGCAGCGGGGGCUCCUCAUCCUCAACGGCUUCCGGGGCCACGCCACGGACUCGGUGAAGGGCGCCAUGGAGAGCCUGGACACUGACAUGGUCAUCAUCCCCGGGGGCCUGACGUCGCAGCUGCAGGUGCUGGACGUGGUGGUCUACAAGCCGCUCAACGACAGCGUGCGCGCGCAGUACGCCGACUGGCUGCUGGCCGGCAACCUGGCGCUCAGCCCCACGGGCAACGCCAAGAAGCCCCCUCUGGGGCUCUUCCUGGAGUGGGUCAUGGUGGCCUGGGACAGCAUCUCCAGCGAGGCCAUCGUACAGGGCUUCCGGAAGUGCCACAUCUCCAGCAGCCUGGAGGACGAGGACGAUGUCCUCUGGGAGAUCGAGGGCGACGUGCCGGCUGGAGGGGACCUGCCCCGGGAGUGUGACCCCGAGAGUCGCUGAGGGCGGCCCCAGGGCGGCCAGCAGGCGGGGCCGGACCUCCCAUCACCUCACGAGACUCUUUCACUGGGGGGAUGUUUGGGCCAUGCCCGCCCGCCCGCCCGCCCGGCGGUGCUCGGGGCUGACUCCUGGUUCUGUGCUCAGGAAUCACUCCUGGCGGUGCUCGGGGGACCCCUCGGGGACGCCGGGGAUCGAGCCGGGGUUGGCCGCAUGCCAGGGAAGCGCCCUCCCCGCUGCCCCUGUCGCUCUGGCCCUCAUAUUUUUGGAAAUCUCAUGGAUUUGGCUUGAUUCGGCUUUGAGCGUGACCUCCGGGCUCAGGGGUCACUCCCGCGGGGCCAGGUGUCGCUCCCGGCGGGGCCAGGGGGCGUCCAAGCUGCCUGCAGACCCCGAGCGACUGGCUGGGCCGUGGAUCGGGGCUGGUUUUUCUCCGAGAAGGCUUCUGGUUUGGGAAUUCCCACCUGGGCGCUCUGAGUUCCGACAGGUGUGGAAGGUCCCCGAGGGGAUGCAGGGGACAGUGGUGGCAGGACGAGGCUGGACAGAGCCUGUAUCGGGACGAUCCCGGGACGGAGCACAGCUGUCGCCGUCCCCCGGGUGUCUGUCAAGUCUCCCUCUGGGGGUCGGGAUGCCGGGGGAAGCCGCUCCCACCCCGUUGCUUGUCGGUGAAAUUCCUCCUGCGCUCCGGAGACGUGGACAUGGGAAGGAGGACACCGGGAGGGGGCCUUAGGGACGUUAUGUGGACAGUGUCAUUUCUGCACCCCACCCCCCGACUCCCGUGGCCACCCCCUGCCAGUCAGAGCCCGCCCAAGGAAGCCCCUUCCUCAGCCGCGAGCGGACAGAGGCGCUCUUGGAUCUUCGGGGUCUUACUGGCCGCGAGGCCCAGCACGGCUGCGGGAAGCCCCCAGCCAGACCCCCGGACGGUAGCUAAGCAACCAGCAGCUCCUGGCCAGGCUGCUGGCACCACUGCUGUUAGUCAGUGAGUGUCCUCACCGUGGCACCAGGCUGGGUCCGUUUCCCUUCCUCCCCUCCCCCUCCCUCCCUCCUCCCCUCCCUCCCUUCCUUCCUUCUUUCCUUCCCUCUUUCCUUCCUUCCUUCCUUCCUUCCUUCCUUCCUUCCUUCCUUCCUUCCUUCCUUCCUUCCUUCCUUCCUUCCUUCCUUCCUUCUUUCCUUCCUUCCUCCCUCCCUCUUUCCUUCCUUCCUUCCCUCCUUCCUUCCUUCUCUCCCUCCUUCCCUCCCUUCCUUCCCUCCUCCCUUCCUUCUUUUCUCCCUUCCUUCCCUCUUCCCUCCCUCCCUCUCUCCUUCCUUCCUUCCUUCCUUCCUUCCUUCCUUCCUUCCUUCCUUCCUUCCUUCCUUCCUUCCUUCCUUCCUUCCUUCCUUCUUUCCUUUCCUUCCUCCCUUUUUUUUUUUUUUUUUGGUUUUUGGGUCACACCCGGCAAUGCACAGGGGUUCCUCCUGGCUCUGCACUCAGGAAUCACUCCUGGCGGUGCUCAGGGGACCCUAUAGGGGUGCCAGGGAUUGGUCCCAGGUCAGCCAUGUACAAGGCAAAUGCCCUCCCCCAUGUACUGUCACUCAGGCCCCCCUCUCCUCCCCUCCCCUCCCCUCUCCUCUCCCCUCCCCUCUCCCCUCCCCUCCCCUCAGACGUGACUGCAUCACCACCUUCUGCCCUACAGAAAUAGGUAGGAGGUCUGGGACAUUUUUUCCCACGACCCAUUUGCAUUCCACCUCAGUGGAGGGUUCUGCAAACAUUCCUUCCACACUGUGUGCUGCUACACACAUGUGAACAAGCACCGCCCCCGAAUCCUCCAGACCCAGCCAUUGCCAGAUGCGUCAUUCCCAUGCCGGCUUCAUUCCCAGGCUACCAAGAUCCCUCCCUGUCGUGUGUGUGUGUGUGUGUGUGUGUGUGUGUGUGUGUGUGUGUGUGUGUGUGUGUGUGUGUGUUUGUGUUUGAGUGUGAGAGGCAGGGUGUGGGGAGAGAGAGAGAUUCCGUUUUGAAAAAAAACACCUAUUUCUACUCAGGUACUCGUUUUUCUGCUAGGGGUUCACCCAUGUCAUUUCUGUCAGAUCCAUUUUCCUCGAAGUGUUGGGAACAAAUCUCACUUCGGCCCUCGUCUCCGAGGGACCCUCGAUAGUUGGAAAUUCCUCUUCUUGGUUCUGUAUUUGUCAUUUCAAACAACAACUCAGAUCAGCUGCUUUCCAUUCCAGAAGUUUCCAUUCGCUUCCAGAAGUUUCCAUGCCCUUCCAGAAGUUUCCAUGCCUUUCCAGACGUUUCCAUGCCCUUCCAGAAGUUUCCAUUCCUUUCCAGAAGUUUCCAUGCCCUUCCAGAAGUUUCCAUUUCCUUCCAGAAGUUUCCAUGCCCUUCCAGAAGUUUCCAUGCUCUUCCAGUUUUACUUAAUUUAUCUUCUAUCAUCCUUAUCCCUGGUCCUUCUCAUGUGCCCCCCUGCCACCAGACCCCCUUUAAUUUCGUUCUACUGCUUUGGGGGCUUGAAGGAUCUUCUCGGACCUCCCUGACUUGGGCUUCCUAUAUUGGAGCUACAGCACAGGCCUGUCACCUGUCCCACGAGCCUCCACCUCGAGGCCCGUCAUCACGGUAGAUGAAGCCUUAUAGUUUGUAGAGCUCUGGAACCUUCCUGGAUGCUGACACCAUCGUGAGGGUUUGGGGUUCCUCCUUCCACUGACUGACUGAGCUACGCCUCAGGUGGCUGUUUGGUAUCACCAGAGACUUAGUUGUAGGCUAGGAACUGACCAACAAUAAACUUUGAUAACCCA
Sorex araneus (European shrew) is the source of this 4693-nucleotide messenger RNA. It is a transcript of the gene POGK, whose product is annotated as pogo transposable element derived with KRAB domain. Bases 131 to 1933 code for a protein of 600 amino acids. Gene Ontology annotation, cellular component: nucleus. Lineage: Eukaryota; Metazoa; Chordata; Mammalia; Eulipotyphla; Soricidae. Gene Ontology annotation, molecular function: DNA binding. Gene Ontology annotation, biological process: regulation of DNA-templated transcription. The record is from RefSeq and is a predicted model, not a curated record. The transcript is spliced from 5 exons.